AUGUAUGAUUCCUCUAGCUUUGAACCAUGCAACCCUAACAGAGAAGAUCCUGUUGCUGACUCUGCGAAUACCUCACAUGCAAGAAGACCUAAAGAAACUGUAUCAGGCUUCUCCUCAGCAAUCGCGCUUGAUGAACAAACCAGAGAAGGUUCUAGGUAUGUUCACAAUGCCAUUGCCACUAUGGUAACUGGAAUACUGUCUGGUAAUCAUAAGGUCCUUGGGGUUUCCAUUCCCUUAAACAAUAUUAAACCUGAUAGUGUUGCUUAUCAAGAAAAUAUUGAGUCUUUAGGAAAGAAUAUAUCUGAUGAUGUUGAGCAAGCUGGUGCUCAUAAGGAGUCAAAUGUUGACAAACCCUUAGAUAAUGUGGCUGGUGAGGAAGUUCAUGUCGCUCGUGAUGUCAGUAACAGCCCUAACUGUGAGGCUGAAACAUUAGACCUGGAGGAAUUUUCUGAUAAUGAGUUGUUGUCCUCAGUCGUCCCUAGUAUAGCCAAAAGGGUGAGGACUAGGAGAGAAAAGAAAACAGUGGCUCAAAGGUCCCCCAGAAAGAAGAUUGAUGUGCCAACCUCUCCCAAUCCAAAGGAGACAGUCGAGAGUUCCCUCAAGAGGAAAGUUCAUGGUCCAACAAAAUCUUGGAGGAAAGGGGUGCCCAAGAAAAAGAAGACCAAGUCUGUUGUUGUUGAGUCUGACUCAGAUGUUCCAUGUGAUGUCCCUGACACUCUGUCAAAGAAGAAGCCAUCCACUAGCAAGCUUGUAGCUAGUGUCCCUGAGGUACCAAUUGACAACAUAUCGUUCCAUUUUGCCUCAAGUGUAAAUAGGUGGAAAUAUGUUUAUCAGAAGAGACUGGCUUUGGAAAGGGAAUUGGCUCAGAAUGUCCUGGAAUGUAAGGAGAUUAUGGACCUUAUUCAAGAGGCAGGUUUGAUGAAGACUGUGACUCAGUUCUCAAAGUGCUAUGAGAUGUUAGUAAAGGAAUUUAUUGUCAAUGUGUCUGAAGAAUGUGCUGAUGGAAAGUCUAAGGAAUUCAGAAAAGUGUAUGUGCGAGGCAAGUGUGUAAAUUUCUCUCCCGCAGUGAUCAACAUGUAUUUGGGAAGGCUUGAUGUAGCUCAACUUGAGCUUGAGGUGACUGACAAAAAAAUCUGUCAAGUCAUCACUGCUAAUCAGGUCAGGAAGUGGCCUCUCAAAGGUAAGUUGGUGGCCAGCAAACUGAGUGUCAAGUAUGCAAUGCUGCACAAAAUUGGAGCUGCUAACUGGGUGCCCACGAAUCAUAAAUCUACAGUUGCUGUAAUGCUUGGAAAGUUCAUAUAUGCUGUUGGAACCAAAGCCAAUUUUGACUAUGGAUCCUAUAUUUUUGAUCAAACUUUGAAGCAUGUAGGAAGCUUCAGUGUGAAGGGGCCUAUAGCCUUUCCUUCUCUCAUCUGCGGUAUUGUUUUGAAUCAGUUUCCAAACAUCUAA
Molecule: messenger RNA, 1449 nt
Organism: Lathyrus oleraceus (garden pea)
Lineage: Eukaryota; Viridiplantae; Streptophyta; Magnoliopsida; Fabales; Fabaceae
Exons: 1
Coding region: 1-1449 (482 amino acids)
Source: RefSeq, a predicted model, not a curated record